AUGGACAUGGUCCAUGAGUUCUACACCGCGUAUCGAGACUAUGUCCGGGGGCUGGAGAUGGAUCCCGAGAAUAAUAAGGAGGAGUUGGGAAAGGCGUGGAAGACAGAGCGCGUCCUCAUGGAGGUGACUGAGGGCCUCGCACAGACGGUCACAGGAUCCGAGCGCAAGCAAGUGCAACAGGAGAUUCGGGAGGAUAAGAUGGCUGCUGCUGCCAAGACGCAAGUCUUCACCCGCCAGAACUUCAACAUGAUCGAUCUGGACGCACCCAUUCCCACUGAUGCUCCGCUGUGGAAGAGGCGGGUGGGGGGGGCGAUCGCGCUGCUCCACGACCUAAGAGGAGUGCCGAACAGAGGCCGCUUCAAGGACAUGCUGCACUACCUCCAAUUCGUCUUUGGCUUCCAAGAGGACAAUGUGCGGAACCAGAGGGAGCACCUCGUGCUGCUGCUGGCCAACAGCCGCACGUACGACGAGAAGGGGACGCCCAUUGUUGCUUCCAUGUCCGAUGAUGCUGCAGCAAUGAACCUGGCCGUUGAUUCUGUGUCCUCGAAGGUGCUCGGAAACUUCCUUCGCUGGGCACAGUACCUCCACGUGGAUAUCCCCUACUUCACGGUCGACCACCGCAUGCUGCACACGUGCCUUUUCCUGCUCAUAUGGGGCGAGGCAGCCAACGUGCGCUUCCUCCCAGAGUGCCUCUGCUACCUCUUUCACCAGAUGGCGAGUGAGCUGGCGGGGAUGAUGCAGAAGACAGCAGCGGAGCACAGCCGCAUGAUGGGCACGGGGGGCGAGUACGCCUUCCUCAACAACGUCAUCACGCCCUUUUACAGAAUUCUCAAACAGGAGUCGGACUAUGCGGGUGCUGGCAGCGACGCCAAGGGUCACCCCGCGUGGCGCAACUACGACGAUUUCAACGAGUUCUUCUGGAGCAAGCGCUGCUUUGAGCUGGGUUGGCCAAUCCGCACCAGCCACGUGUUUUUCAAGCCCCCACCCGUCAAAAGCAAGGACCCUGGCAAGAAAAUGGAAACCCCCAAAACCGCAACGGGAGAGGAUUUCUCAAGCAAGAGCCGGCUGAGCAAGACGCUGUUUGUGGAGUGGCGCUCGUUCCUCCACCUCUACCGCAGCUUCGACCGCAUGUGGGCCUUCCUGCUCCUCAUGUUCCAGGGCAUGGCAAUCGUGGCGUUCAGCGGGCAGGACGGGUCCACCACGCUCAUGAAGGUGCUCUCUGUGGUGCCCAUGGCUGCCAUCCUCCGCUUCUUCCAAGUGCUUUUUGACAUUCUGCUGUCGUUCGGAGCCUACCGCAGCAUGAGUGUGCAGACCAUCUCCCGCAAGUUCCUCCGCCUUGCUGUGCUCGGCGCCUGGGGAGGCUUCCUCUCCUUCUUCCUCAUCAUGUAUUUCAAGUCGGGCUUCGAUUUCAGCAGCCCCUACCGCCCGCUCUUCCUCAUGCUAGCAGCCAUCUACGUCAUCCCAGCUGUCGUCCUCUCGGUGCUCAUGCGCUUUGUCACGCCGCUGCGCUCCCAACUCGACCGCGUCAGCCACCACCGCUUCUUCCAGUUCGUCAAGUGGUUCUAUCAGGACGAGGUGUACACAGGGAGGGGCAUGUACGAGAGUUUCAAAGACACAUUCCUGUACUCGCUGUUCUGGGUGGUGCUGCUGCUGUGCAAGUGCCUCUUCAGCUACUACUUCCAGAUCCUCCCGCUCGUGGGCCCCACGCGCUACAUCAUUGGCUUCAAGCACCUCAAGUACCGCUGGAAGGACCUCGUCUCUGCCAGCAACUACAAUGCUCUCACGCUUCUCUCCAUCUGGGCACCAGUCUUCGUGAUCUACCUGAUAGACGCACAGAUCUGGUACACCGUGCUCUCUGCCAUUCUCAGCACUCUCAUUGGCGCGUGGUGGCAUUUGGGGGAGAUCCGCACGCUCUCCAUGCUGCGGGCGCGCUUCCGCUCGUUCCCAGCAGCCUUCAUGAACACAGUGCACCACCAGAACAAGUUCAACCGCACGCGCUCCACGUCGCUGCGCUCGUCUGCCCGCUUCCAACCACUGGGGUCGCAGCAACCGGCGAGCGGCAGCGAGCUGCUGCUGUCAUCUCGACGGGAGGCGUGCAAAUUUGCCAUCGCAUGGAACGAGAUUAUUCGGCUGCUGCGAGAGGAAGACUACCUCUCCGACAGGGAGUACGAUUUGCUCAUCAUGCCCGCCCUGCCUUCCAACGUGACCGUGGUGCAGUGGCCGCUCUUCCUCCUCGCCAACCAGAUCCUCUUGGCAGUGGGCGAGGCGUCAGGCCGCAAGGAGUCCCAAGCGGCCGUGUGGCGCAAGGUGACGGCCGACGAGUACAUGCGCUGCGCCGUGCUCGAGGCCUACCAGAGCCUGCGCCCCUUCCUGCUCUCCGUUGUCGAACCCAGCCGCACCGGUGGCACCACUGGCACUGCAGCUGCUGCUACCCAGGAGGCGGGGAGUGGAGUGUACGAGGCGCGGAUCAUCAACCGGCUGUUUGACGAUUUGGAGGUGGAGGGGAACAACGGCAGCCUUCUCACCACCUUCCGCUUCUCCGCCCUGCCUGUCAUCCUCGACCGCCUCUCCAAGCUCACUGCCGUGCUGAUCCAGGACCAGAACGAGAUGACGCAGCGGGCAGCAGUGCAGGCGCUGCAGGCGCUCUACGACACCGUCAUGUUCGACUUCCUCUCCCCUGACCACCGAGCAAGCCUGGAGGACGUAUCAGGCAAGCCACAGUCGUACUGCCUGUUCGCGGCAGUGGCAUGGCCGGCGAACCGGGCGGCGGUGAAGCGGCUGCAUCUGCUGCUGGCGAUCAAGGAGUCGGCCAUGGAUGUGCCUCACAACCUGGAGGCGCGGCGCCGCCUGCAGUUCUUCACCAACUCGCUGCACAUGCGCAUGCCUGAUGCACCCAAAGUCGCUGACACGCUGCCUUUCUGUGUGAUGACACCAUACUACAGCGAGAUUGUGACCUACUCCAUGGCAGAACUCGUGAAGCCCAACGAGGAUGGCAUCUCCACCCUCUUCUACCUCCAGAAGAUCUUCCCAGACGAGUGGGCCAACUUCCUGCAGCGGGUGGGCAUGGGAGAGAAGGAGCUGGAGGUGCGCUUGAGGGCGAAGGACGACAUCAAGGAGCUGCGCAUGUGGGCGUCGUACCGUGGCCAGACCCUCGCCCGCACCUUUCUGAAUCCUCACCUGUUUGCUCACUCCUUCACCUUCUCCUCCCUUUUCCCUCCCCGUUCCCGUCACUCCUCUUCCCCUUCUCUCCCACCCCGUCUAUCCCCCUCCCCAUCUCUUCCCGCCACCCCUCCCCGCUCCGCCCCAGACCUAGAGUUGGGGGCGGACGGGCUGCCAUUGGACCCGGCGGACAGGCUGUAUCUGGCGAAGGUGGAGCCCAAGGAGCUGGCGGACGUGAAGUUCACAUACGUGGUUACCUGCCAGAUCUAUGGCAAGCAGAAGGCUGAUAAGGACCAGCGCGCUGCUGACAUCUUCAACCUCAUGAAGGAGCACGAGGCCUUGCGAGUGGCAUACAUCGACGAGGUGGUGACCCUGCCAGCCGACCCCAGCAGACCAGACGCACGCCCCAAAACGGAGUUCUUUUCACGGCUGGUGAAGGUGGACACGUUUGGCUCUGAGCAAGACAUCUACAAGGUGAAGCUGCCGGGGCCAGCGAAGCUGGGCGAGGGCAAGCCGGAGAACCAGAACCACGCCAUCAUCUUCACGCGGGGGGAGGCGCUGCAGACGAUUGACAUGAACCAGGACAACUACUUUGAGGAGACGCUCAAGAUGCGGAAUCUGCUGCAGGAGUUUGCCAAGAAGCACGGGCUCAGGAAGCCGUCGAUCCUCGGCGUCAGAGAGCACAUCUUCACCGGCAGUGUGUCUUCGUUGGCAUGGUUCAUGUCCAACCAGGAGACCAGCUUCGUCACCCUCGGCCAACGCUUCCUUGCCAUCCCUCUCAAGGUGCGCAUGCACUACGGGCACCCAGACGUGUUUGACCGCCUCUUCCACGUCACGCGCGGCGGCAUGAGCAAGGCGUCCAAGACCAUCAACAUCAGUGAAGACAUCUUUGCUGGCUUUAACACGACACUGAGGCAGGGCAAUGUGACUCAUCACGAGUACAUACAAGUGGGCAAGGGGCGUGACGUGGGGCUGAACCAGAUCGCUCUUUUUGAGGCUAAGGUCGCCAGUGGCAAUGGAGAGCAGGUGUUAUCACGGGACAUCUGUCGGUUGGGUCAGCUCUUCGACUUCUAUCGCCUCCUCUCUUUCUACUUCACCUCUGUUGGCUUCUUCCUCUGCACCGCUCUCACGUCCUUUUGUGCCUUCCUAUUCCUCUACGGACGAGUCUAUCUGAGCCUAUCAGGAGUGGGUGCAACUCUCUCAUCGCAGAGUGAGAGCGUGGCGAACUUGGCCCUGGAAUCAGCCAUCAACACGCAGUUCCUCAUCCAAGCGGGAUUCUUCACUGCUGUGCCCAUGAUCAUGGGCUUCAUCCUCGAACAAGGAUUUCUGCGGGCGGUGGUGAGUUUCAUAACGAUGCAGCUGCAGCUGGCGUCUGUCUUCUUCACCUUCUCCCUGGGCACGCGUGCGCACUACUUCCUCCGCACGCUGCUGCACGGCGGGGCCAAGUACCGUGCCACUGGCCGGGGCUUUGUCGUUCGCCACAUCAAGUUCGCUGACAACUACCGCCUCUACUCGCGCUCACACUUCACAUACGGCAUAGAGGCCAUAAUGCUGCUGACAGUGUACAUGCUGUAUGGGGACACCAGCUCCGGGCUGGUCUAUAUUCUCAUCACCGUCUCCUCCUGGUUCCUCGCCCUCUCCUGGUGCUACGCGCCCUACAUCUUCAACCCUGCCGGCUUCGAAUGGCAAAAGACGGUAGCGGAUUUUGAGGACUGGGUGGAGUGGCUGUGGUACAAGGGUGGCGUGGGCGUGAAGGGCGAGCAGAGCUGGGAGUCGUGGUGGGAAGAGGAGACGGAGCACGUGCGCAGCAUCCGCAGCCGCAUCAUCCAGGUGGUGCUCAACCUGCGCUUCUUCUUUGUGCCCUAUGGCAUCGUUUACCAGCUCAACGUCGCCCAGGGAAACACCAGUAUCCUCGUGUAUGUGUAUGCCUGGAUCAUCUUUGUCGUCGUCGCCUUUGUCUUCUGGGUGUUCAACUUCUCGCGGGCGUGGGAGGCGCAGCUGCCCAUCCGCCUGCUGCAGAUCACAGCGGCGGUGCUCUUCGUGACUGGCAUUGCUGUCUGUGUCACUGUCACCUCGCUCACCUUCGGUGACCUCUGCUCCAUCAUCUUCCUCUUCAUCCCACUCACCGGCUGGGGCCUCCUUCAGGUGAUUAUAGCGCUGCGGCCCGUGCACAACAAGCGGCUGUGGUGGUGGAGGCAGGUGCGCACCCUUGCACGGGUGUACGAUGCAAUCAUGGGGGGGAUGAUCUUCCUGCCAGUCGCAGUGCUCUCCUGGUUCCCCUUUUUCUCCACCUUCCAGACCCGCCUUGUCUUCAACCAGGCCUUCUCCAGAGGCCUCGAGAUCUCGCUUAUCCUUGCCGGGAAACCCUCAGAUGCUGCUGCUUAG
Closterium sp. Naga37s-1 is the source of this 5544-nucleotide messenger RNA. NCBI's taxonomy places the organism in Eukaryota, Viridiplantae, Streptophyta, Zygnematophyceae, Desmidiales, Closteriaceae. The record is from the annotation of a GenBank genome assembly.